AUGGCGGGUAUUGACGGGAGUGCCGGCAAAGGGAUUAAUCCGAGUGGAGAUGCGAAACAACGCUUCCUCUUCACAUCCGAAUCGGUCUCCGAGGGACAUCCUGAUAAGAUGUGUGACAUCAUCUCGGACACGGUUCUCGACGCUCAUCUCGAACAGGAUCCAUACGCUAAAGUGGCUUGCGAAUCGGUUACAAAGACGGGGAUGGUGUUGUUGGCAGGUGAAAUCACAUCAAAAGCUCACGUCGACUAUCAGGCGAUCGUUCGAGAAGCCAUCAAGCGAAUUGGAUUCGAUGAUUCGUCAAAGGGUUUUGACUACAAAACGUGCAACUUGUUGGUUGCUCUUGAUCAACAAGCACCUGAAAUAGCCGCCGGUGUUCACGUUGGCAAAUCGGAUGAAGAUGUCGGAGCCGGUGAUCAGGGUCUGAUGUUUGGGUAUGCGACGGAUGAAACAGAAGAAGCGAUGCCUCUUUCUCUUCUCUUAGCGCACCAGGUGACGGUAGAGUACGAGUUUGAUGGUGGCGCCUGUGUUCCUGUGAGAGUGCAUACUGUUGUGAUGUCAUCUCAACACAAGCACGAUUCGAGCCUUGAGCAAGUGAGAGAAGAUGUGAUGAAGCAUGUUAUUCGUUGUGUCAUCCCACAACGGCUUCUUGACGAUCAAACCAAAUUCUACUUGAAUCCUUGCGGAACUUUUCAUGUCGGCGGCCCAAUGGGUGAUGCGGGAUUGACUGGACGCAAAAUCAUUGUUGACACUUACGGUGGAUGGGGCGCGCACGGUGGUGGAGCUUUCUCGGGAAAAGACCCAACAAAGGUUGAUCGUUCGGCUGCUUAUGGAGCCAGAUGGGUCGCUAAAUCACUUGUGAAAGCCGGAGUCUGUCGUCGUUGUUUAGUUCAGGUGUCGUAUGCAAUUGGGAUGGCGGAGCCACUGUCGGUGACCGUCAUCUCGUACAAUACAUCGCCGCUUUCUGAGGAAGAAUUGCUGACGAUCGUCCGUGACAACUUUGAUCUCCGCCCAGGAAUUAUCAUUCGCGAUCUCCAAUUGCGUCGGCCGAUUUACAAGGAGACAGCAAAGAAUGGCCACUUCGGUCAUCCUUCAUUUCCUUGGGAACAGCCAAAAGAGCUCAAUAAACAAUGCUUC
This is a messenger RNA of Mesorhabditis belari, 1134 nucleotides long. NCBI's taxonomy places the organism in Eukaryota, Metazoa, Nematoda, Chromadorea, Rhabditida, Rhabditidae. The record is from the annotation of a GenBank genome assembly.